This is a messenger RNA of Cheilinus undulatus (humphead wrasse), 2279 nucleotides long. It is a transcript of the gene deaf1, whose product is annotated as DEAF1 transcription factor. The transcript has 13 exons. NCBI's taxonomy places the organism in Eukaryota, Metazoa, Chordata, Actinopteri, Labriformes, Labridae. Gene Ontology annotation, molecular function: DNA binding; DNA-binding transcription factor activity, RNA polymerase II-specific. Gene Ontology annotation, cellular component: nucleus. Gene Ontology annotation, biological process: regulation of transcription by RNA polymerase II. The coding region runs from base 212 to 1909 and encodes 565 amino acids. The record is from RefSeq and is a predicted model, not a curated record.
ACUUCAUAGGAAACAAACGGCAGAGCAGACGUGCUCUCACGGAUAUAUCCGCUUAAAUAAGCGAAGUGUUCGUGUUUAGUUUUUAUUUAUUUAAAGAUUCUCGCAAACUUCUGCAUUCCGUUUCUAUCUCGCACCGGGUGAGGUGGAUUCCAGCGCGCGCUCCUCUCCGCAGCCCUUCGUUCAUAUUCGGCUCUCGUCGUUCGUCGGAAGAAUGGACGAAGCGGACUCGGCCACGAAGGCACUCGGGCUUGUUGAACCGCCCAUCGGCAUUCGGUCGGUGGAGGGCUCGGAUACCGAAUCGGAGGCCGAAGUCACCACGAUGGCCGUGAUGGCCGAACCGGGAAACAUCGAAAUGGGAGCCGAAUCCCUGCCGAACUCAGACGAGGCCGAGGCAGCUUUCGCAGAGGUGGCGUCCGUGACGGUGGGAGACGUCCAAGCUGCAGAUGACAACGUUUUUACCACGACAGUUGCCACAUCAGGAAGUCUCCCUGAACACAUGCUGAGUGGGAGGACCACUCUGCAGCUUGGUGAAGGUCUUAGUACCCAGAAAGCCACUCUGAUCGUAGUUCACACUGAUGGAAGCAUUGUGGAAGCUACUGGCCUGAAGUCUGCUGCUUCCAUCUCAUCAAGCCCACAGACUCCACCCACCCCACUGACUCCCCCACAGGACAAAGAUUCUUGCUCCAAGUACAACUGGGACCCUUCGGUCUACAAUAACGAGCUGCCGGUCCGCUGCAGGAACACUAGUGGAGUCCUCUUCAAGAACCGACUGGGAUCAGGAGGUAAAGGUCGCUGCAUCAGACACAACCAGCAGUGGUUCACUCCCACUGAGUUCGAAGGUUUGGCAGGACGAGCGAGUAGCAAAGACUGGAAGAGGAGCAUCAGAUACGCUGGCAGACCUUUGCUCUGCCUCAUACAGGAGCGUAUCCUGAACCCCCACGCCGCCUCCUGUACCUGUGCAGCCUGCUGUGAUGACCUGUCAGGGUGCUCAAAGGAAGGAGAGUCUCUGGGAUCAGAAAGCAUCAGCAUGACUGGCCCAGUCCGCCUCUUUGUUCCCUAUAAGAGACGGAAGAAAGACACGGAUGCUCCAGUCACCCCACCUAAAAAGGAACUUCCUGUGUCAAAAAACAUAACGCUAACGCCGGGAACCACAUGUACGUCAGAUGAUUUAAUCACCGUGUCCCCGUCAGGACAGUUCACCACCUCCGGUACCCUGACCUUUGACCGAGCUCCUACAGGCGACGCCACUGCUGCCGCCGCCGCUGCUGCAGCCAUCAUCUCAGAGGGCUCAUCGCAGAGUGAGGUGUUCGCCAGCACAGCAGUGCUGACGGCAUUACCAGCUCUGGCUGUGGCCCCUCAGCCUGUUCAGGCCAAGAUGACCAUGCAGGCCACAGCUGCGGUGUCUCCGUCUUCGGGGUUGGUGAGCGGGCUGGAAGUGGGGCCUGUAGGGGGGGCGGGGCCUGUGGUAAGCGAGGGGCAGAAGAAUACCUGGCUGUACCUGGAAGAGCUGUCGAACACGCUGCUGAGCAACGUGCAGCAGCUGAAGGCUCUGAUCGAACAGGCCAAGAAUGCUGCGGGGGAGACUGCGAUCAUGAAAGGAACGGGAGGCAGGAAGGAGUGUGGUCUGAGUCAAACGUUUCCAAACCAGAUCUCGUUUCCACACCCGGAUGACUCAGAGGCCAAAAGAGGCUCUGAAAUCACAGAAAUCAUCAUCAACCAGAUGUGUGUGAACUGUGGUCGGGUGGCGAUGAGCGAGUGCACCGGCUGUCACAAAGUCAACUACUGCUCCGCCUUCUGUCAGAGGAAGGACUGGAAGGAUCAUCAGCACACCUGCUGUCAGUCAGCAGGGGGCGUCACAGUUCAAGAGGAGGAGCAAAUAACACCGAUGGACAUGGACAAAGUGAAGUGAAGGUGCAGCAGGCUCUGCCCUAUUUGAGAACCUGAUCAGUGUUUCAUCCAGAGAGGAACUCCCAGAAACACCUCCUCUAAAGACGUUUAAUCUGAAGGUUUCCUCUCAGACAGACAGGAGAUCUGAUGUCUGACUUCCUGAGAGAUGAACUUGUUAUUUAAAAACCAGACUGACUUUAGUUUAGUCUGCUGUUUUAUUACUGAAGCAGCUCUUAGUAGACCGUAGAGGAACUGCAGCUUAAUGCACCUUAUCAAGCAGGAUUACAGAAAAUGUUACCAAGAUUAGGGCUGCCACUUAAGGUCAGUAAUUAUUCAUUUAAAAUAAUUCUGUUUGUUCUCAUCUCAAUAAAUGUAUUAUAUUUUUUAAUCAA